AUGUCCCUUGCCGUGGAAGAGACCGAUGCCGAGGGUCGGACCAUUUUCUUUAAAAGUCCAGCAGACAUUUCAAAGGCUGUGACCUACGACCACUACGAUGUCUGUACGCAGGAACGUGUUAAUGAACUGUUUGAACAGAAGAAGACGCCCUCACCGAAGUUCUGCGGAUUUGUCUACUGCUAUGCCCCCUUCCUAACCAUCUGCUCCUCUAGUUCCAAUGGAAAGCUCAAGGUGAAACAGAGAAUCGACUACAAGUCAAUCCGAGAGGUCUAUCCCUGCGAGUUAGACAGCAACGUCCUCUUCAUUGUGACACGCCGUGAAAGAGGCAAAACUCACCUGCGAGUCCUCAGACUGCCAUCGGACUCAAAGGCCACCAAGCUGCGUUACACCAUUGAUCAGCUGCAGCUAACUCCCCUGUACACUCGCGAAAAGACUGAAAAGGGCAACCGCAAGAGCAACAGCACCGCGGCUUCCGGAUAUUCGAGUCUGGGCACCGAGGCUGACUCGAGGAAUUACUCCACCCCAAUGGUCAGUCGGCGAACCACACGAACUGCCCAGAGUAGGGCCUUCGACACCGUUACAAAUUACUACCAAUCUGAGGGCCAGUUUCAUUUGCCCCGGGUUCGGCAAUAUUCACCGCGCAGUCUGUCAAAACCAGGUCCAAUGUCGCGGACCACUCAGACUGUGAGUCGUCCCCUUGACUAUGAGACCGACUUUGACGACAUUCAAAUCUACCGACCGGAGAGCCGAGCGCCUCUUUAUGACGUUUACAGUAAGGACAGCGGCGGAGGCCAGAGCAGUCGGCAACGUACUAAGUCUCGGAUGCAGCGUCGUCGCUUGGACACUAGCAGUUCAAGCUCGGACUGGCAGGAAAAUGAAGAUGAGGACAGUGGCUUCUACGCGGCUUCGCCUUGCCGCCGAGACAGCGGUUACUCGAGAGUGUCUCGAUUGCAACAGAAUCGUAAUACGUACCAGAGGACAAUCUCCGUCCCACCCAGGAGGUAUCGGGUCUCGUCGGACUAA
Molecule: messenger RNA, 1023 nt
Organism: Spirometra erinaceieuropaei
Lineage: Eukaryota; Metazoa; Platyhelminthes; Cestoda; Diphyllobothriidea; Diphyllobothriidae
Source: the annotation of a GenBank genome assembly